ACCACUUCCCUGUUCUCCAUAAUUGCCUUCCCAGUCUUCAAGGCAUAAACUGACCUUGCCAUUUUGUGGAACACGAGGCAAUGGCAAUUUCCUCAAGAUGGCUGUUCUUCCUCUCCGCCAUUGUUAUACUCACUACACAAGCCGUCGCGCAGAGAAACCCGCUAUUCCAUUUCUGUUUAAACAACAAGGGCAACUACACCUCCAACAGUACCUAUGACAAGAAUCUGAAUCACCUCCUCUCCUCCCUCUCCUCCGACGCCAGAGCUAACUCCGGGUUCUUUAAUUCCUCUUAUGGCAACAACUCUGACGAAGUCCACGCAAUCGGACUUUGUAGAGGGGAUUCUAACUCAGAGGACUGCCGCAGUUGCCUCAACAACGCUACGUCUGUUCUUAAACAGCUCUGUCCCGUUCAGAAGGAGGCAAUUUUAUUGUACGACCACUGCAUGUUUCGCUACUCAAAUCGCUCUAUUUUUGGCCUCAUGGAAACUGUUCCUAGUCUCUAUAUGUGGAACGUGAAUAACGUACCGGCCAAUUCUUUGAAUCAGUUCAAUGAUGUUCUAUGGACCCUGUUGGAAGGCUUAAGAGAUGAAGCUGCAGCAGGUGGUUCUCUUCGUAAGUACGCAGUAAAUAACACAAUCGCACCCCAAUUCAUGACGCUAUAUGCACUUGUGCAGUGCACGCCUGACUUAUCUCGGGAAGAAUGCGACACCUGCUUAACUGGGGCUUUCGGAGAAAUCCGAAAAUGUUGUAGUGGGAAGCAAGGAGCUAGAGUGUUUAGACCCAGCUGUAAUUUCAGGUUUGAGAUCGAACAAUUCUACUACUCUACAUCCAUGGCGCCGCCGAUCCCGUCCCCACAAGCACCACCAGCUUUUCUUCCUCCUCCAUCUUCAAAUAAUACCAACAGUACUCCGAGUGCAGGGAACCGGAACUUUAUUGUAGUUUUGGCAUCUAUUACUUUUAUGGGACUAAUCUCGUCCAUCGCGGGCAUCUAUAUAAAGGCGAAGUGGGGAAGGAAGAAAGCUGGAAAUGAGAUAAUUGGAUCCAUACUAUUCGACUUUGACAAUAUUAAAGUUGCGACAAACAACUUUUCCGAAGCAAAUAAACUCCGAGAAAGUGGAUUUGGUACUGUUUACAAGGGUAGGUUCUCUAAUAAAGUCGUUACUGUAAAAAGGCUGUCAAGGGGUUAUGGACAAAAAGGUGUAGAAUUUGAGGAUAAGGUCCUUUCGCUGACUAAACUUCGACACUGUAAUCUUGUUGAGCUCCUAGGCUGUUCCGUUGAAGGAAAUGAAAGACUUCUAAUAUAUGAUUUUGUUCCAAAUACAAGCCUUGAUCACUACCUUUCUGAUCCGCUCAAGCUUGCAACUUUGGAUUGGGAAAUGCGCUACAAAAUCAUAAGAGGCAUUGCACAAGGGGUUCUUUACCUUCAUGAAGAAUCUAAACUAUGUUUUAAUCAUGGUCUUAAAGCUAGUAAUAUAUUUGUGGACGAAGAAAUGAAUCCAAAGAUUUCAGAUUUUGGCUUGAAAAGCUUGCUUUCAUUGGAUCAAAUUCCCGAGAAUACAAGUAGAAUUGGGAGGAUCGAAGAAGCUCCGGAUGUAAUGCACAUGCUGUUCUCAAUGAAGUCCAUUGUCUUUAACUUUGGUGUAUUAGUGUUGGAGAUAGUGAGCGGACAGAAGAAUAGUUGCUUUCGAGAUGAGGAGAAUGCGGACAAUCUUUUGAGCUAUGCUCGGAGAAACUUCAGCGAAGGAACUGCUUCAAAUAUUAUAGAUCCCACAAUAUUGAUGCCAGAUGGCUCAACAUCUGUAAUAAUAAACUGCAUCCGCACUGCCUUACUCUGUGCUGAAGCAAAUGAAGCUGAUAGACCAACAAUGGCUUCAGUUGUUACCAUGCUCGACGGUACUGACAAACAUGGAAGCAUGGAAACCAAAAUGCCAUCAUUUGAGGAUGAUCAUAGAGUGUUAGGUAGGAGAACUUUCCUUCAGAGGGUCCAGAGAUUGUUUUGGAUGAAAAAGGCUGGCUUUUGCGUCGUACCAUCAUGGGUAGACAACGCCGAUCUGAGCCACCAUAUAUAGGCAUUCUGAACUUUUGAAUUCUCCCAAUUAUUCCACCAUAUAGAGCGUCUUUGGAGUUGAACAGAGAUGGCAAUGGACGUUCCAGGAUAUGUAGGACUUUUCACUUGGUGAGCAUGAUUAUGGGGCUCUAUCUCUGAUGAACGGCUGAUAGAGAGAUCUUUAGGAAAAGAUUCAGAACAGGUGAUAGGCAGGCGGGGUAAAUGGGCCUAUGUUCCCGACGUUGAAAGCGAAGCCGCGGAAGGUCUGGGAAAAUUUCUUCUAACUACGUGUACAGGGCCCUGGAGCCUUGUUUCUUGGGUCUGGUUCGGCUUAAAACCAAGGUCCAAGUCUGUGCAGAGCCAGACAUUAGUGGCAAACUUGUUUUGCAUUGCAGACCGAGAAUUAUACUAUUUGCAUUGACCUGAUAUACUAUUUUAUCAGGUUAGUAUUGAGUUCCUCGUGUGGAGAUCCCUUGAAAUUGGCUAGUUAGAUUGUAUUGCAGUUUGGACAACCAAUGUGAAAAGAGUGUGAGAGCCCCAUUGCCUCACCUCAAGUAGGUGCACCCUCUGCUCUGGGCCAUUGUUAGUGGGAUCAGCAUGCCCCUUUGACAUUGACUGUUCGGAUUUUUGUGCAAUUCAAGCAGUCGAUUAUGGGGAAUCUGAAUUCUGAAUCCCUCUCUCUUGAUAGAUAUUUUCUCCUGUAUUCUGCUACAAUCAUUACGAGGCAUGUGAUAAUACAAUACUGAAAUUUCAUGAA
Molecule: messenger RNA, 2804 nt
Organism: Juglans regia (Persian walnut)
Lineage: Eukaryota; Viridiplantae; Streptophyta; Magnoliopsida; Fagales; Juglandaceae
Product: cysteine-rich receptor-like protein kinase 26
Exons: 7
Coding region: 81-2069 (662 amino acids)
Biological process (GO): protein phosphorylation
Molecular function (GO): protein kinase activity; ATP binding
Source: RefSeq, a predicted model, not a curated record